ACCCACUACUCCGCUCCACCGCCAUGAUGAUGAUGAUGAUGAUGAUGAUGCUCGCCGUUCUCGUGCUAUGCACGACUCCGUUCGUACCAACGCCAGCGCAGGCGCAGAUCCUGACUAUCCCAUCAUGGCAUAUCCAAUCCACCACCGCAGUCGGCAACGACGCUGUCGCGCUGUCCUCGCCGAACCUCGACGUGUCUGCAUGGUACGAAACGCGGUCUUCCAAGGCGACGCUCAUGGCUGCGUUACUGGACCACGGGGUUUACAACGAAACGUCGCUGUUCUACUCUGAUAAUCUGAAGGAUGUCGAUACGGCUGUGUUUCAGGUUCCCUGGGUCUACCGCGCCGAGUUCGAUGUGGGGAGUGUUGCGGGAUCCGAGGGUUGGGGAAAUGGCACGCGGGGAGCGAAGUUUUAUCAACUCAGGACGAAUGGGAUUUCCUCGCGCGCGGAUGUUUAUUUGAAUGGGGAGGUGGUUGUGGGGGGUGAUGAUCAGGCGGGUGCGUAUACGGGGGUGACGGUUGAUGUUACUGAUUUGCUGGUGGACCGAAGUGGAGGGGAUGCUGGAAACGCUGCUACGGGUCAUGGUGGAAAAGUGGAGAAGAAUGUUCUGCUGAUCAGGGUGUAUCCUACCGACUAUAAUCGCGAUUUUGCGUUGGGCUUUGUCGAUUGGAAUCCGUAUCCUCCUGAUAACGGUACUGGCGUCUGGCGGGACGUGGAGAUUGUACAAACGGGGGCGAUUGGGAUCGAGAGUGUGAGCGUGAACACGGAACUAGAUGGGCAAGUUCGGUUCGGUGUUGAUGUUCGGAAUUGGGGGGGUAGUGACGGUGGGGGUGUCGAGGGGGAGGUCGAGUGUAUAGUGUAUGAUCCCCAAGGGCAAGAAGUAGGGAGACCACGGACUGCGUUGAACUUCAAAGGAGACGCUCAGCCGCAACAAAAAACCAUCCUCACCACCAAGAUCCCCAGCCCGCAGAUCUGGUGGCCCAAACAAUGGGGUUCCCAGCCCCUUUACAACACGACAUGCAGAGCAUUCACGACGGGCUCUGGACUCUCCUCCACACACCCCCCAUUCCGCUUCGGCAUCCGCAAAGUAACAUCAAGCCUCAACCCCCAAAACGACAUUCUGUUCAAUGUAAACAACAUCCCCUUCCAAGUUCUAGCCGCAGGCUACACAUCAGACAUAUUCCUCCGCUUCUCCCCGACCAAACUCCAAACACAACUCCAACUCGUCCAGGCCAUGGGCCUAAACACCAUCCGUCUCGAAGGCAAGCAAGAACACGCCCCCUUGUACGCCCUCGCCGACGAGCUCGGCCUCAUGAUCCUCGCCGGCUGGGAAUGCUGCGAUAAAUGGGAAGGCUGGUCCUACAACGACGAAGCGUCCGGCCUACCAUGGACUCCCCAGGACUACAGCAUCGCGAACUCGUCGAUGCGGCACGAAGCCUCCCUCAUGCAGUCCCACCCAUCGAUGCUAGGAUUCCUAGUCGGCAGCGAUUUCUGGCCCGACGACACGGCGACCCAAAUCUACGUCGAUGCAUUGCAGGCGUAUGAAUGGGAUACCCCGAUUAUCUCGUCGGCGUCGCAGCGCGGGUUCCCAGCGCUCCUCGGGAACAGCGGCAUGAAGAUGGAAGGCCCGUACGAUUGGGUCCCGCCAAACUACUGGCCCUCUUCGACGCAGCUCGGCGGCGCGUUUGGGUUUGGGUCUGAACUCGGGGCUGGGGUGGGGACGCCGCUGCUCCCCUCGCUUUCUCGCUUUCUAUCACCUAACGAUCUAGAGGAUCUAUGGAAGGAGCCGAAUAAAGGGUUAUAUCAUAUGAGUACCGAGGCUUCGUCAUUCUAUACGCGCGAGAUCUACAACUCUGCGUUGUGGGCUAGGUACGGUACGCCCGGGUCGUUGGAGGAUUAUCUCGAGAAAGCGCAGAUGGCGGAUUUCGAAGCCACGCAGGCGCAGUUUGGCAUGUUUGCUGCUAGGUGGAGUUCUGCGGAUCGGCCGGCUACGGGGUUGGUGUAUUGGAUGCUGAAUAACGCGUGGCCAUCACUUCACUGGAAUCUCUUCGACUUCUACCUCCAACCCGGUGGUUCGUUCUACGGUGUCAAAGCCGCAAUUAGCGAUCUGCAAACGCUGGUAUACGACUACGAGACUAGCGAGGUGUACGUUGUAGAUCGAGGAUUAGUGGUGCCUUCACCGGAUUUGAAGAGGACAGUGGACAUCGAAGUCAUGAACCUAAAAGGGGAAGUGGUGGGAGGAAUCACCCACUCGCUGACCAACACCACCUCACUUCCAAACUCCAGCGCAAAGCUACCGCUCGGCGAUAAACUCUCCACCAUCCUAUCCAAAAUCGAGAACGUAGCAUUCUUACGCCUCCGUCUCCUCGAAGACCCCUCCACCACCGAUGACAACCCAACCAUUACACCCACCAGAAACAACAGCAACACAGUCGUAUACCGAACAACCUACACCAUCUCCGCGAAAAAAGAUAUCCUAGACUACGAUGAGUCGACGUGGUAUCACACGCCAGUAUCCAGCUUCGCAGACUACACGGCACUGAACGACCUUUCUCCCGCUACACUACGCAUCACUGCCGCUGCUAACGCGAACGCUAUAACACUGGAGAACACGGCGAAAACCCCCGCCGUAUUCGUGCGGUUAGCAGUUGCGCAGGAGGAAGGAGGGGAGAGCGAUGCCGUGGUUGUGUUUUCGCGGAAUUAUCUCACUUUGUGGCCUGGGGAGACGAUUGACAUCGAGUAUGACGUUUUGAGGGGCGGAGGGAAGAUGACUGUGGAGGUUCAGGGGAAGAAUGUUGAGAGUGAGGUUGUUUCUUUAGGGAUAUGA
Messenger RNA from Periconia digitata, 2825 nucleotides. The record is from the annotation of a GenBank genome assembly. NCBI's taxonomy places the organism in Eukaryota, Fungi, Ascomycota, Dothideomycetes, Pleosporales, Periconiaceae.